Molecule: messenger RNA, 2102 nt
Organism: Sapajus apella (tufted capuchin)
Lineage: Eukaryota; Metazoa; Chordata; Mammalia; Primates; Cebidae
Gene: LDHAL6A
Product: lactate dehydrogenase A like 6A
Exons: 8
Coding region: 544-1650 (368 amino acids)
Biological process (GO): carboxylic acid metabolic process
Cellular component (GO): cytoplasm
Molecular function (GO): L-lactate dehydrogenase (NAD+) activity
Source: RefSeq, a predicted model, not a curated record
CCAAGGCCAGAGUAUUAAAUUUUUACUUUUUCUACUUUAGCUCACAGCUGAGGUAAUAAGUAGUCUUGAGGUCCCUUUCUCCUACAGUGCUGGGGAAAAUUUUCCAAAUGAGAGUCAAAAGGUCCUUUUCAGAUACAUCCAGACAAGAUUUUGUUAGAAAUAAAAUUACUUGGGCUCUCUGGUGGAUGGGUUCUAGGCUAACAUCUCCACCUGACACCAGAGGCCCUGCAGUGCAUUGUGCCUGCCGCACCUUGCGCCUCUUUUGCAGCGGGUCAACCACCUACCCCGCAGCGUGCCCACCUGCACGCGGGGGCGGGGCGGACAGGCAGAGGCGCAGGCGCAGUGCCCCACAGCCUGCUUCUGGCCUCUCACCUGCCGGGCCUCACACCUGCUGGGCAUCAUACCUGCGAUGCCUGCACGAGCUGGGUGCGGUCUGCGCAGCUGCAUUAAAGCGGUGACCCGGCGUCCGUCAGUCGCUGGUUGACCUUCGUGCCUUGACGAGCUUUACUCCAUUCUCUUUCUUCACCUCUUGAGUGAGUGGCCAUGAGCUGGGCUGCAAGUGUUCUGCGGAGCAGCCAGAGAGCGGGCGCCGCGGGAGCGGGUUGUUUUUGCCCAAGGAUGGCUCCGUGUCUCCGCCAGGCGGUUUCCAGGAUGGCAACUGUCAAGGGUGAACUUGUUAAGAAUGUCGCUGAAGAGAAGGCCAUUCAUCACAAUAAGAUCUCCAUUGUAGGAAGUGGAUCGGUUGGUGUGGCUUGUGCUAUCAGCAUCUUAUUAAAAGGUUUGAGUGAUGAACUUGUCCUUGUGGAUGAUGAUGAAGGCAAACUGAAGGGUGAGACAAUGGAUCUUCAACAUGGCAGCUCCUUUAUGAAAAUGCCAAAAAUUGUCUCCAGCAAAGAUUACCUGGUCACUGCAAACUCCAAUCUAGUUAUUAUCACGGCAGGUGCACGCCAGAAAAAAGGAGAAACACGCCUUGAUUUAGUCCAGCGAAAUGUGUCCAUCUUUAAAUUAAUAAUUCCCAGUAUUACCCAAUACAGUCCUCACUGCAAACUGCUUAUUGUUACUAAUCCAGUGGAUAUCUUAACUUACGUAGCCUGGAAACUGAGUGCAUUUCCCAAAAACCGUGUUAUUGGAAGUGGCUGUAAUCUGGACUCUGCUCGUUUUCGUUACUUUAUUGGGCAAAGGCUUGGCAUCCACUCUGAAAGCUGUCAUGGGCUGGUCCUCGGAGAGCACGGUGACUCAAGUGUUCCUGUGUGGAGUGGUGUGAACAUUGCUGGUGUCCCUCUGAAGGAUCUGAACCCAGAUAUAGGAACUGAUAAAGAUCCUGAGCAGUGGGAAAAUGUCCACAAACAAGUGGUUUCUAGUGGCUAUGAGAUGCUCAAAAUGAAAGGUUAUACUUCUUGGGGCAUUAGCCUAUCUGUUGCUGAUUUAACAGAAAGUAUUUUGAAGAAUCUUAGGAGAGUGCAUCCAGUUUCUACCCUAAGUAAGGGCUUCUAUGGAAUAAGUGAAGAAAUAUUCCUUAGUGUCCCAUGUAUCCUGGGAGAGAAUGGUAUCGCAGACCUUAUAAAAGUAAAACUGACACUUGAAGAGGAGGCCUGCUUGCAAAAGAGUGCAGAAAUACUUUGGGAAAUUCAGAAGGAGCUCAAGCUUUAAAGUUGCUUAAAGCUACCAUUCUGUAGACUGAAGAUGAAAUAGUCAUUAUGGAAUUGUAUAUGUCAAACUUUUGAAUAAAUUUGAAUUCUACAAGUUGGAAAAAUAGAGGAAAGUGAUCUAUUUCGUGUAGCCUUCCAGCUUUUUUCUUUUUUUUUGGGUCUAAUUCUGUCACCCAGGCUGGAGUGGCACAAUCACAGCUCACCGCAACCUCAACCUCCCAAGCUCAGGUGAGCCCCCCACCUCAGCCUCCAGAGUAGGUGGGACCACAUGCAUCUGCCUCUAUCCCUAGCUAAUUUUUUUUUUUUGGUAGAGAUGGGGUUUUGCCAUGUUGUCCAAGCUGGUUUGAACUUCCAAAGUGCUGGGAUUACAGGGGUGAGUCACUGGGCCUGGCCUUAGCUCUUUUAGUAUCCAGAUGAUGGAUGACACUUUUUAAGUAAUGGCAUGAAAGAUGU